Messenger RNA from Acanthocheilonema viteae, 108 nucleotides. NCBI's taxonomy places the organism in Eukaryota, Metazoa, Nematoda, Chromadorea, Rhabditida, Onchocercidae. The record is from the annotation of a GenBank genome assembly.
GGCUGCACUGACAGUGAACCAUUUUGUGCCUAUUGGGCUCGACACGGUUAUUGUGCCCGUUGGGAAGUUAUGCGAAGGAUUUGCGCACGUUCGUGUGGUUUUUGCUAA